Messenger RNA from Microstroma glucosiphilum, 1905 nucleotides. RefSeq lists its product as hypothetical. The record is from RefSeq and is a predicted model, not a curated record. NCBI's taxonomy places the organism in Eukaryota, Fungi, Basidiomycota, Exobasidiomycetes, Microstromatales, Microstromataceae. The transcript has 2 exons. Bases 1 to 1905 code for a protein of 634 amino acids. Gene Ontology annotation, cellular component: nucleus.
AUGGCUAUUCCAGCUCCCAUUCCGAUAGUUCGUGUGCCCCCGGGCGAGUCGUCCGGCGGCGGAUCCUCCUCGUCCUUUGCCUCGGGCUCCUCCCGCAUGGGGCUAGGCAACUCUUUUGGGACAUCAUUCCCCAGCUCGAAUGGCAUCGGUGGCAGUGCCAGCUUCAGGGAAGCAAUGGCUAUGGCAACGUCGUUUGGCAAAGACGUCAAUGACUUGAUCGACUACUCAGCAGGCAGGUUCGCCUCGUCGGUAGAUUCGGAGAUGACAAUUGCACCCUCGACAUCACUGGGGAGACUAGAAUCAACCUUCUGUAGGGACUUCAGCUGUUGUGGUCAGGACCUGGGAGAUCUGCAUGACCUGCUUCAACACUACGAAGAGUGCCACGUGCGCUUUGAUGAUGAUGGUAUGCCAGGAAUGGUAGACGAUGACGGCAACUCAUCGUCCGGUGGAUCAACUUCCACCCCCUCCUCAAUGCCUCCCAGCCCGCGAGCUGCUCACGCUCGCUCCUCUUCACGGAGACGCGAGUCGAGCUCCACCGCUGGUUCCUCGACGGUCAAGGGCAAGAAGCGAUCGUUUGGCCAGUAUGAUGCCACCAACCCUGGUGGUGUCGCAGGUGCAGCCAACACUCCUGGCUCGGUGCAGUCCCUUCGGAGAGCCCUGAUGGAUGGAGGUGUGGGAGGUCGCAGCAAUGGCUCCACGUCAUCAGUCUACUCAGCCAAUUCGCCCUUCUCUACUCCUGAUAGCUCCAUCCCAGGUACACCUACUCUGGACGAUGCAGACUUCACCUUUGGUCACAAUGGACUCUCUGCCUUCUCAGCCCUUUCGCUACGUCCCACAAGCGGCGACGAUCAUCUGCCGGCCUGUGCGCCCCCCAACCUCUUCUUCCCUGCACCUGGCUCUUCCGCAAUGGCCGGAGCCAACUCUACUACCCCCGGGCACCCUGCCCUCAAUGCACCAGUCAAUGUGGGCGGCAAUUCUACAUCUUCGUCCAAUCUGCCCCCACCAGCAAAGAGGGAAAGGAUAGCGUCGUGUGGUAGUUCGUCUGGGGACGUGAAGCAAUUGGACAAGGACGGCAAAGUCAUCGAUAAGCCUUUCAGGUGCCCCAACCCAGGCUGCGACAAGGCUUACAAGCAGGCGAACGGCCUGAAGUAUCACAGGCUCCACGGCAGUUGCAAUAAGAACCUGGCAGGACAGACUGGCGGCGAUGGGUCCAGUGGCAAUGCAAGCACCACCACCGCACCCACGUCACAAGCACCACCCAAGGUGACUUCCCCUGCUGCGCCUGCUUCCUCUACCACGGCUGUUCGACCUCCUCAGCCAGCAGCCAACGGUGCGAAUCCGACACCGAGGCCUGGUGGUCCGGGCGUAGCUGGACCUCCGCGACCCGGAGGCAACCCCAAUAGCAUGCCUCCCCUCCCUCCUAACAUCAACUCGGCAGCCUUGGCUGCUGCUGCCGCUCUACUGCAGCGCGGAGGUCCUCUACCACCCUCUCUGCAGGGUCCGAACGGUCCCAUUGAUUCAGCUGCCCUUUUGAAGACGCUGCAGAUGCUGCAAGCUCAGGUGGCUCAGCAGCAAGGCACGCCUGGAGGACUGCCCGGCGCACCGGGUAACAAGGGACCGGUACCUGCCACCUCGCCCGCAGGAACGACUGUGGCUAAACCUGCAACUGCACCGCAAGGGGCAGCAGGAGCCGGUGGAGUCAAGGCCUCCCCUGCAUCUAUCAAGUCUCCUACGAGUACUUCUGCUCCAGCUGGUGGAGCACCAAGCGCUGCUGCAACUGCGAGCGCGAUCCCGCCCGAGAUGCUCGCUGCUGCCCAGGCUGCUGCACUUCAGCAGCAGAAGAAGCCUCAACAGCCCGCGCAAACUGCCCCCAAUGGCACUUCUCCCACCCAGAACAAGCCGUGA